Messenger RNA from Pseudonaja textilis, 2782 nucleotides. It is a transcript of the gene KLF3, whose product is annotated as KLF transcription factor 3. Lineage: Eukaryota; Metazoa; Chordata; Lepidosauria; Squamata; Elapidae. The record is from RefSeq and is a predicted model, not a curated record. Gene Ontology annotation, molecular function: RNA polymerase II cis-regulatory region sequence-specific DNA binding; DNA-binding transcription factor activity, RNA polymerase II-specific. Gene Ontology annotation, biological process: regulation of transcription by RNA polymerase II.
CCGAGGGAGCCUGGCAGAGCCAGCCAGCCAGCCGCGCCGGCGUCAUGUGACAGCGCUGCCUAGUGCCAGGAGCCCGGGUGGGGGAAAAGCCAGCGCAGGAGGAGGCCAGCCAGAGGCGACCGGCCCCACCGAGGUGGCCCGCCCGCUGCCGAGCGCAAGGGAGAGACAACCCACGAAGGGAAGGGAAGAAGGCGGCCCGAGACCCCCUGAGCCCCCCGCUCCCAAGCCAGCCCCAGCAGCACCAACUUCGGAGGUUGGUCGCUUUGACAAGUCGAAAAUCCAAGGUAUUUAUCUCGAAAGAAAAUGUUGAUGUUUGAUCCCGUCCCUAUCAAACAAGAAGCAAUGGAACCAAUUCCAGUGUCGUUCAACUCUACUUACAUGGACCACAUGAAGUCCAAUAAGUAUGGUGUCAUCUAUUCCACACCAGAUAUGAUGUCCAAUAAGUUCUAUCAGAUUCCAGAUGGACUGUGCAGUGGGGUUCAGGUGGAACCGGUUGACCUCACCAUGAAUAAACGGAGUUCGCCACCUUCCGCUGGAAACUCUCCUUCCUCUUUCAAAUUCCAGACUCUACCCCAGAGAGUUUCCCCGGGAUUAAAUCUUCCAUCAUCCAGCCCUCCCAUGAAGAAACUGGGCCCACCAGGAAUGCAGCCUUUUACUAUGCCCUUAACUAUUCCUCCGGUCAUGGCAGCUCUUUCCCGCCACGGACUAAGAAGCCCGGGAAUACUUCCUGUUAUUCAACCCCUUGUCGUUCAACCUGUCCCUUUCAUGUACGCCUCUCACCUUCAACAGCCUAUCAUGGUGUCCACCGUUCUUUCCGAAGAGUUGGAAAACCCAAGCAGCGUGCCAGUAUCUGUCAUCGAAUCUUACGAAAAGCCAGUACUAAAGACAUCUAUCAAGGUAGAACCGGGCUUGGAAUCGCCAAGAAAUGACUACUAUCCUGAGCAAAUGUCUCCUCCUGUGAUUACCUCAUUGUCACCUCCCAUGCUACAAGAGAAUCACCCUUCAGUUAUAGUCCAGCCUGGGAAGAGACCUCUACCUGUGGAAUCGCCAGACACGCAAAGGAAGAGACGGAUACACCGGUGUGAUUACGAAGGCUGCAACAAGGUGUACACAAAAAGCUCUCAUUUAAAAGCCCAUAGAAGAACACACACAGGUGAAAAGCCUUACAAAUGCACUUGGGAAGGUUGCACAUGGAAGUUUGCUCGAUCGGACGAACUUACACGACACUUCCGGAAACAUACCGGAGUCAAACCAUUCCAGUGCCCGGACUGUGAUCGUAGUUUCUCUCGUUCUGACCAUCUUGCCCUCCAUCGGAAACGCCACAUGCUCGUCUGAACUUCUCACUUCCCUUGCCCUUUUUGUGGGGUUUUUUUUUUUCUUUUCUUUUCAAUUUUUUUUUUUUGACCUAAGCUUUUAAUUCCGAUUCAGCUGGACUGGAUCUUUGGAUGUUUAUCUCCUCGCAACCUUUCUUGAUGGUCAGUAAAAAAAAAUGUUUGCUCGGCCCUUCUUGAUUCUUGCCGUCGGCCAGACCGAAAGAAUGUGAACAUUUUUUUUGUUUUGUUUCGUUUCCUGGGGAUGCUCAGCGUGCCCUAAAUUUGCCAGCAAAUAGGUUAUAUUUCCUUCAGACUAAGACAUCUUAUAGUCAAGCUGAUUAGUUUUGCCAUUUAAUCAGCCAGUAUAUAUAUAUCGAUGAUAGUUACUGUUUUUUGUUUUUUUCAAAAUCCAGUUUGCUAAUCCUUGCCAGAGACUUGAUGUGCCUGUCGUAAGAGAAUGCACGUCUCUUUUUUAUGCCCAGCAAUGCAAUGAAUGGAUCUUUUUGGAAUAUGGUUGGAUAGAAGACACUUUUUUUUUUUUUUUGAAUGCAGAAAACGAAAUCCUCAACCCUGGGAAUGAAUGCAAAAAAAUAAAAAAUAAAUCUCCAGUUACCAUCAGAAAGUGGGUGCCCACGCAGAUGUCGUAUAUCCUGAUCAAUGUUGCCUUUUUUUCCGUGUGUGUGUGUGGGAGAGGUUAUGUAAGUUCUCCUUUUGUUUUGCCUGGGAUCGAGUGUCUUGGUAGAUUCACUGAGCAAACCCUUUUGGUGGGAUGCAGUGAUCUGUUUUUGUCAUGCAAACUGUGUGAAUGGGACACACAAUGGUACUCCUUGUGGUGUGACAUUCAUGGAUAAAAUUGAUUCAAAUCUACCUCGCUGGGGAAGGGUGGCAGGCAUACAAAUUUUCUCCACUCCUCGGCAUUUCCUGCCCUCAAGAACACCUCAACCUGCCUUAGCUGAGAAGAAGCCACUGUUCCAGCAAAAUAAAUUCCAGCUCUUCCUUGUUAGAAAUGAAUUUCCAUCCAUACGGAAUCCUUCCGUAUUCAUAAGGUCCUGGACGAAAAAGAUCUGCGUAAUUGAAGCACUUCCGGAGAGCAUAGAUUUGGUCGCGCCGAUCACAAACGAAAAACUCUUAACCCUGUCAAAAGUUUUUAAUCGGCUUUUAUGAAAACUUCAGCAGACGAGCCCUCACCAAGUAUUUUUGUAAUACCUUCUCGGUAUCGAUAAUUCCCCCCUCCCCCCCAAAAAAUAUUUGAAAGAUUAGAUAGUUUCAUCCUAUAAAUCUUCCGAAUCUUCAGAGAUGCAAUUUUUAUAUUUAUAUUAAGGAAAUGAGACUCGCUGUAAUCCACCAGCAUUUUUUUUGUCCUUUUGCAGCCUAUGGUUAAAUUCGUGGAAACUAUGUCUCUCGUCUGUAGAAAAAAAAAAAGGAUUAUUUUUUUUUAAAGGAAGCAAACGAUGACAACAGCCAAAGGA